Molecule: messenger RNA, 1701 nt
Organism: Pediculus humanus corporis (human body louse)
Lineage: Eukaryota; Metazoa; Arthropoda; Insecta; Psocodea; Pediculidae
Exons: 2
Coding region: 1-1701 (566 amino acids)
Source: RefSeq, a predicted model, not a curated record
AUGCAUAAAUUGUGCCUUGAAGUUUUUUCUAAUGUUGAUAAAGAUGGAACAUGCUUUGUCCCAUUAGAAACAAUAAUUUGCUUAUUUAUUUAUAUUUAUUGCGAUUGUCCUCCUGUACCUAUAACACUUGUAAUUACAAAUAAUGAUGAAAAAAAAACAUCUUUUAAAAUUAAUACAUCAGGCAUUGAAUUUAAAAUUGUGAUUGAAAAUGAAAUGUUGGCAUCCUCAAAUAUUUGUAAAUUACCUGUUUUAAUUUCCUGUAAUGGUACAUCAUUUAUUGGCGGUUUAUGUGGAGUUUUACGCCAGUUAAUUAAAAUUAUCGAUGAAAAGCAUUCACUACUAGGAUUUAAACAAAAUUGUUUAUAUGCCUGUGCUGAAUCUUCCCUCUGGACAAAGUUUUGUGAAGUUGACAUGACACUUACAAUAAAUCACAUAAUUCAAAAGCAAAAUUUAAAUUGUGACUUGCAUGAAAUUCCUGUAGAUUUAGUAAGGUUUGAAAAUCACAUGAUGCAACCUGUGAAAAUUCACAAUAUUGAAAAAAAAAAACAAGAUAUAGCUAAAGAAAAAAAAAAGAAAAGUUUAAGUGUGCAAUUACAAGAGAAAUUAAAUUUGUCGGAAACUUUGGAGCAUAAAUUUUCUGAUGGUUUGGAUAUGACAUUAGAAGAUUUAAUUCUUUUUCCUAGUUUUUAUAUUUUAUUUAAAUGUUUAACCUGUGAUUUUUUCAAAAACAAUUUGCCAUUCACGUUUAAAUGGUACAUGACCAUGUUGGAAAAUGAUAAAACGGAAAAAGGCUUACUGUUAUUUGCAGAAAAUGUAAAAGUAUUUAAAAAUGUAAUAGAUGGAAAUUAUACUAUACCUAAAGUUGAAAAAGAAAGUUUUUACAAAGGGGAAUAUAAAAAAAAACAACCGAAACGUCAUUUUUACACAAAACAAGAAGAAAUAGAAAAAUGUUUGGAAAUAGUUAAUGAAAUAAAAAUUGAUUUCCGAAUAACAUCAGAUUUUGGUGAGGGAAUAGAUUUCGAUUGGGGUGAUUUACCAUCAGAAGUUUGUUUAGGAGACAAUCAAAUACCCAUAAAAAGAUUAGAAAAAAAAAAUCAACAACUUAAAAGCAUGAUCAAAGCAAUUUUAAAAAUAGCCAAAAAUGGAGAUCGGAUUGUUGAUUUCUGUUCCGGAAGUGGACAUUUAGGCCUGACUUUGGCUCAUCUUCUUCCCACGUGCACAAUCGUUUUAAUUGAAAACAAGGAACAAUCGUUAAACAGAGCGAAAGACAGAGCUUACAAACUAAAACUCUUUAAUGUUAUUUUUUGCCAAUCAAACUUGGAUUAUUUUAAAGGAAAUUUUAACAUUGGAGUGUCACUUCACGCAUGCGGCGUAGCAACGGAUUUGGUCAUUGAAAGAUGCAUUGAAGAAAAAGCUGCUUUUAUUUCUUGUCCCUGUUGUUACGGUUCCAUACAGCCGAAUCACGUAAUAUCGUAUCCGAGGAGCAGGAUUUACCAAAACUCCCAAUUAACAGUUGGGGAUUAUUUUGUGUUGGCCCAUUCGUCUGAUCAAACCCACGAUGAUGACAAUGCAAAAACCAUUCAAGGUUUUAAAUGCAUGAUGGCGAUUGACUCCGAUAGGUGUUUACGUGCCCAAGAAGCCAAUUAUACUGUCUUCCACCAUCGUCAAACGUACUUCGGCUAUUUUUUUCCAAAAUUUUGA